Messenger RNA from Clunio marinus, 1183 nucleotides. The record is from the annotation of a GenBank genome assembly. NCBI's taxonomy places the organism in Eukaryota, Metazoa, Arthropoda, Insecta, Diptera, Chironomidae.
AUUCGACCAUAAAUUCAUGAAACUGGAAAUUUAUCACAGGUUUCUUGUCGACAGACACUGUGCUAGACCCUACUGUCUAUUGUGAAAUAAAGAAUACGUGCGUCAUAUUCCACAACUUAUUUUUAAUCAAAGAGAAAUAUUCAUUAAAUUUAUAAAUAUUUAAUAAAAGCAAGCUAAAAAAUGUUAGUUAAGAUUAACUGGCUGCUGGUUCUUGUUUUAGCACAGUUGAGUAUUUAUGGAAAUGCUCAAAGUUAUGAAGACAAAAGAUGCAAAUGCAUUUGUCCCAGUAUAAAUUCUGUUAUGAACAACACACAGGAGGAUAAUAACAACAGAAUACUUGUGAUCGAUAAUGUAGCACCGAAUCGAUGCAACUGUGAUCAAGUCAUUCUGCCUAAACUGGCAGAUAAAAUCAAAGGUAAAGAGCAAGAAUUUUGUCCAAGAUGCGAAUGCAAAUAUGAGAAUAGAAACACAACAGUUAUAAAAGUUGUCGUCAUCAUUGUGAUCUGGAUAAUUUCUUUAUUGGCGAUUUACAUGCUGUUCCUAAAUCUUCUUGAGCCGAUUCUCAAUAAACGAGCAAAACAAAACUAUUCUGAGCACAUCAAUGAUGAAGCAAGUAUCAGCUCUAAUGGCUCUAGUGGAUCUGUGUCAGGUCAUCAGCUGCCAAUGGUGAAUGUCAAUGUUGGACGUAGCAAUGUCCUUAAUCGCGUGACAAAUCAGCAAGAUAAAUGGAAACGUCAGGUGCAAGAACAAAGGUCACGGAUCUAUAAUCAACAUUCAAUGUUAAAUUAAGAUCGAGAAAAUGAAACGUAAAUCAUGCAGCUAAAACGAAGAAAUAUCAAAGUCACUGUAAAACCUCGUAAUCUAGAAUAAGAAUAACUCAUCGAGGCAUUCGGAUAUGUGGAUCAAGUUCAAGUAUUUUAAAAGAAAAGCAGAAAAAGAAAGGAAACUUUUCAUUUCUAACUACCUAACUAGUCGUCAUCUUGUAAUUACAUUUCAAUAAAACAAAAAAUACACGAUCCUUUCAACUAUUAUUAAAUAAGCUUAAAGAUUAUGUAAAUAAAUGAAAUAAAUAAAAAUUUCCUUAAAUUUUAGCAGCUGCAUUCAAGACUCGCAAGGAAGAAAAACUUUUCAGAUGCAACGAAAAUAAAUUGUAAUUUUUAGCACAGAGAAAGAGUGCAAUGAC